AACCAAGCAACAUGGCGCGCCGUCUGACGUUUGUCCAGGCCGACUUCGAUCACUCCUUUUGACAAUUGAUCCGCGUAUAUUGUACGCAUAAAUUAAUCUAAAUAUUGGCAUUCGCGUAAAUAUUUUAGCCUAGAUUUAAACCUAUGGAGAGAUUGAUCAGUAACAGUAGCCUACUUUACGAAUGAAGGCUUUGUCAAAUCCUUUUGAUGGAUUAUGGGCACGUCCUUGUGUUUAUUAAUAGACCUAUUCGGGGAUGUUGGUAAACAAAUACACUGGAUAUAGUAAUCCUGUUUUUAUUCGAUCGUUUUAGCUUAUUGUGCCAGACACUCCUCAAGCACAAUUACAGUAUAGCCCAGGCUAUGAGUAAGAGGGGGGGGUGAGUGCCCCGGCCCAGAGUGAGCUGCAGACGGGGGGUUGGGUGGCUGUGCGGAUUGGUCGCUUUCUCACUUGCAGUCAGUCAGCCUCGGCUUGUUUUAACCUAACCAGGGGCAUUUCGACAGAACGAUAAUAAGCAUGUAGUGUAUAAUAUUGCAUUGUUGUAAUAGACCAAUGUGUGACACAUUGACGCUUGCAGCUGUACAGAUUGUGGGAUGCUUUCAUUUUUAUUUUGUCAAGUGGUGAUUGUUUUUAAACGGGCCGCCGCUGCUCAGGCAGAUGAAGUGGAGAGAAUGAGAGCCGAGUCUUGGCCUAGUGCUGCUGCUUGCUGGGAUUGUAGCCUCCAGAUCCGCUUUCACAAAUCGAAAAAAACACACGCUUCAUGUCCAAUUCCAAAAGACCCGCAGUUGGUUUCGUGGUAACCGACCUCCAAAUGGAAAGAGCCAUGACAACAUGAAUCAGUCAUACAGACGGGCUGCCAGGAGUGGCUCAGCAUACGGCCAAGGCCAGCCAGAGCUGAGGACCUCCAACGGCCUCCCCUCCACCACACCUUCCUCAUAUGGAACCCAGAACAGCAGCUCCAAGCGUGGCCACGAGCAACCGUCCGCCAUGCACCUUGCUUCCUCCAGCCUCAGACCGGCCCCGGCUCACGGACACAGCGGGCCGGAGAGGUCCUCCCACAGCUACGGCUCGUUGAUCAGGCUCCAGGACCUCUCCACGAUGAGCCACGGCCGGCCAGAGCACCACAAGGACCUCCACCACGGCAGGAACCAUUUGCACUCUUCAAGUCCGCAAGGACGCUCCGAAUUCGGGUCUCCCCUCCCGCAGCGCCCCCCCUCUCCCGGUAACGACGAGUCCUUCGGGUCCCUUCAGGGCCUAGACAAGAACGGCUUCUCCCCUCACAGCCCCGACAGCCUGGAGCCUUGCUCGCCCAUCCCAAACGGAUACCUGCACUUCGAGUCCACCCUGUUUGACAACGGGGACGUCAAGGAAGAGGAGGACGAGCUGGUCCCCUUCCAGCCGUCCCUGGGACGCUUCCGGGACAGGGCAGCGACGGGGCCGCCGGCCGCCACGCUCGCGGCCGCCCCCUGCCCCCGCGCCAGGCUGGAGCACAGCGCGUACAAACCUGCCGUCUUCAACCUGAUGGCGAAGACCAUUGCGGAGCUCCACCCCGCCCUCAGCCCCAGCGCUCUGCCGGACGUGGGGAUGGGGGACGGGUGGAGCAUGGACGAGGAGUCGGACAGUGACAGUGAACUGGCCUCGACUCCAGACCACGGGCUGAUGUCGCCCACCAGCAGUUGUAACUCCAACCCCAGCAGCCCUAAAAAGAAGGCUGUGCCCCCUGUCAGGUACGUGGAGGGGAACCUGGUGUGGGCCAAGUUCAACCGUCGCCCCUGGUGGCCCUGCAAGGUCACCACACACCCUCAGGACGGAGUCCACACCAAGAUGAAGGGGCCUAGUCGCAGGCCCUGCCGUAUGUACUUCCUGGAGACGGUGGGGGAGAUGGCGGACCACGCCUGGGUCCCAGGGAAGGCCACGCUUCCCUUCCAGGGAGGACACCAGUUCCAGAACCUUCCUGUGCUGAGACGCAGAGGCAGGCAGAGGGAGAAGGACUACAAGUACACGAUACCCAAACGCCUGAUGGAAGCGUGGAAGGUCAGCGUGCUGGAGGCAGAGUUCCAACUGCCAGACCUGCUGAAGAGGGAGUCCAAGGACCCCACCGUGACCUUCAGCAGAGAAGACGUGGUGCCCUCCCCAGCGCCUGAGGAAAAAGCCCCGGAGGCCCCCUCCUGCUCCGCUGGCCUCACGCAACCUCCCCUCCUCAGCCCCGUCGCCAACGGAGGCGAGCGGCAGCCUGUCAAGAACUCGGUAGACGCUCACCACGGCAACAAGAAGAAACCCUGUAAGAAGAAAAGAGGCUUGUCGGAGAUUUUCGGCCACAUCGUCGGGGGACACAAGGAGCCCUCCAGCAUCUCUGAAGUGGCGGACAGAAUCUCCGCUGACGGGGAGACACGGAGGGAGGAGGCCAAGGACUCCCCGUACGCCGACCUGGACUCCGUCCCCAUGAUCCUGUGUCCCAAACGCUCUCAGAAGCCCCCGCUUCAGAACUCUGAGAAGGGCUCCAAGAAGGACCAGGCUCCUAAGAAGGCCAAAGAGAAGCUUCUGGAGAAAUGUUUGCCACACCCCUCUCCCAAGAACGUCAAACCCAGCUCUUCAAUCCUUUCGGAGAGCUCUCCGUCGAUGCCUGAAGACAGAAGUGGCAAGGAUCGGCGGCCCAGACAGCGCCUCAGUGAGGGUACUGAAAGCUCCCUGGACAAGCACUCUCUACACCUCCCCGCCAGCUGCGGGCUCAUGACCAGAGCCUUGAAGGCCGAGGAGGAGGGAGAGCUCAAGGCGGCGAGAGAAGAGAGAGCCUGCAGUGACGACGAGGACGACGUACUCUCUAACGUCAGGCUCAAAACCGAGUCCUCCAGGGGAGCUGUACCCUCCGCCAGCCUCAAGCCAUCCGCCGCUCACAAGCCCGACAGGAACCACGCCCGGAACGGUUCCUUCCGCCGGUCCGAGAACCCGCCCGCCACCGGGUCCAGCCACCCCCCCGUCCUCCCGCUCAAGAUCAAGAAGGAGAACGCGGUGUCGGACAUCUCGUCCUGCUCCUCGCCGUCUUCCUCCCUGUCCCCCAUGGACGCCUUCCAGGACGCCAAGGAGCUGAGCUUCAAGUCCCUGGUUAAGGAGGAGAGCGACUCGGGCGAGUCCGGAACCUUCCGCCCCCACAGCGGCUACAAAUUCAGCACCUUCCUGAUGCUCCUGAAGGACAUGCACGAUACCAGGGAGAAGGAGGGCAAGCCCUUGGCCAUGCCCCCCAGCCCGGCCCUGAUCAAGGAGGAGCCCCUGGUCAUCCCCACCCACCCUGGGGACGACCCCUCCAGGGGGCGCGGCGGGGGGGACCGGGCCCCCAGGGCCACGGUGCGGAACGGGAAGCCCCCGUCGGCCAGGAGCAAGCCCAGGACCACCAGGCCCAUCAUGAAGAGCGACACCUACAAGGUGGAGGGCAGGGUGGUGUUCCCUCGGGCGGCGGGGACCCCCGACAAGCCGCGCAGGAAGACGCCGCCGGCCGGCAGGACGAGGCCCGGCGUCUCCGGCCUGACCCCGGAGCUGGCCGACCUGGCCUGGGGGAGGGAGUUCGUCAGCGGGCACGCAGACCUGGCCGAGUCCGGGUCGGUUCGUCCGGUCGCCACCGCGGCCGCCGAGCCGUCGUCCAGCUACCUCGACAAGAGCUCAGACUGCAAAGUGGCUCCGAAGAAGCGCUGGCAGGCGUUCGAGGGGGGCCUGGGUGGGACUUCGGCUCUGGGGGGCGGGGCUGAGGUGAACGGGGUGUACAGAGACAAGCUGGGGGGGUCCCCAGACCCCGUCAGGUCCCCUGGUGCGACCCUGGAGAGGCUGGACGAGGGCUACUCAGACAGGAGCGACGCGGCAGCACACUCUGAAAACAAACGUCUUCGAAAACCCAGUAAGCGGCUCCUGGAGUCCACGGAGGAGUACGAACACAUAUUGGCCCCAAAGAAGAAAACAAAGAAGGUGACAGAAUCCUACAGAAUGGGCUCUGGGUCAAACUGUGACAGAGAAGGGCAGCAACAGGCCUCAGGAAGGAAUGUGCCCCCUCACCCGUGCACCUCUCCUGGGACAGACACCUCCAGCUGCACCCCUUGGGAGCUGGCAUCCCCGGAGCAGGGUCUGUCUCAAGAUGGCUGCCCUCCUGUACAACAGCAGUCACCGUUCCAGCCUUCACUAGAGUCUGACGUGUCAACAGAGGACGCAGAAAGGACAGACCUGUCUCCUCUGAACAGUGGCCACUUGGACAGGAAGAGACCCAGGAAGCCAUCCCACAGGAUCCUGGAGUGCACCAUAGAAGAAGUCUCCGUUGCUCCACCAAAGAAGAAGGAGGUGAAGAACGUCGGUGCAUGUUCCCCAGGGCCCCUUGACUCUCAGGCUGUAUCUGUGAAUAAGGAGGUGGCUGCUGUCUCCAGACCCUCAGGUCCCCCUGCCCUUCCAGGUGCACCGACCCCCUCUCUCCCAGCUGCAGCCCAGACCUCCGACAGCAGACCCCCCCCUCCGUCCCGCUCCGCCCCCAGGCCCCCUCGGCCCCCCAGCCCCCCCCUCCUCCACACUCCUAAGGUGGAGGCUAGGGUGGAGGAGGGAAGCCUGCCGGUCAAGCUCACUCCUGGGCAGGCGGCCAGCCAGAGACAGCCUAACGGAGCCAUGGCAACCAAACCAGAGGGGUUCUCUCCCAGUCUGAGUGACAGCUACCCUUCCCCUGGAGACGCCAUGUAUCCUAGCAACCGCAGGCCCGGGGUAGCAACAGCAGGAGCUCUGAGGGAGAACGUGUGCCAGGUGUGUGAGCGGUCGGGGGAUCUGUUGCUGUGCGAGGGGCAGUGCUACGGGGCGUUCCACCUGCAGUGUCUCAGCCUGUCACAGCCUCCCAAGGGGAAGUUUAUCUGCGGAGAAUGCAGAACAGGUGUGCACACCUGCUUCGUCUGCAAGAAGGCGAGCGACGGCGUCAAGCGCUGCCAGAUCCCCAUGUGUGGCAAGUUCUACCACCCCGAGUGUGUGUUCAUACACACGCCGGCGCAGCCCCAGAACAAGGGCUUCCGCUGCUCUCUCCACACCUGUCUGUCCUGCCACAUAGCCAACCCCCUCAACCCCUGCAGCUCCAAAGGUCGCCUGGCCCGGUGCGUGCGCUGCCCCGUGGCUUACCACGCCAACGACUACUGCAUGGCGGCGGGCAGCGUGGUCCUCGCCAACACCAGCGUCCUGUGUCCCAACCACUUCACCCCCCGCAAGGGCUGCAAGAACCACGAGCACAUCAACGUCAGCUGGUGCUUUGUCUGCUCCGAAGGGGGCAGUCUGCUGUGCUGCGAGUCGUGUCCCGCCGCGUUCCACCGGGAGUGUCUGAACAUCGACAUGCCCGCCGGCAGCUGGUUCUGCAACGAGUGCAAAGCCGGGAAGAAGCCCCACUUCAAAGACAUCCUCUGGGUCAAAGUGGGCCGAUACAGGUGGUGGCCGGCGGAGGUGUGUCUUCCCAAGAACGUUCCGGAGAACAUCCUGCGUAUGAAGCACGAGGUGGGGGAGUUCCCCGUCCACUUCUUCGGCUCCAAAGACUUUGUGUGGACCUACCAGGCCAGGGUGUUCCCCUACAUGGAGGGCGACGCCAACAACAAGGAGAAGAUGGGCAAGGGUGCCGACGCGGUCUACAAGAAAGCGCUGAACGAGGCAGCAGAGCGGUUCAGAGAGCUGCAGGCUGAGAAGGAGAUGAAACAGCUGCAGGAAGACCGGAGGAACGACAAGAAGCCACCUCCCUACAGGCACAUCAAGGUGAACCGUCCAAUCGGGAAGGUGCAGAUCAUCACGGCCGACCUAUCCGAGAUCCCCCGCUGCAACUGCAAGGCGUCGGACGAGAACCCGUGCGGCGUGGACUCUGAGUGCAUCAACCGCAUGCUGAUGUACGAGUGUCAUCCCCAGGUGUGUGUGGCCGGGGAGCGCUGCCAGAACCAGGCCUUCACCAAGCGCCAGUACAGCCAGGUGGAGAUCUUCAGGACCCUGGCCAGGGGCUGGGGCCUGCGCUCCGUGUUCGACAUCAAGAAGGGCGCGUUCGUGAACGAGUACGUGGGCGAGGUGAUCGACGAGGAGGAGUGCCGGGCCCGGAUCAGACACGCCCAGGAGAACGACAUCUGCAACUUCUACAUGCUCACGCUGGACAAGGACCGCAUCAUCGACGCCGGGCCCAAGGGGAACCAGGCGCGCUUCAUGAACCACUGCUGCCAGCCCAACUGUGAGACUCAGAAGUGGACGGUGAACGGCGACACCAGGGUGGGGCUGUUUGCCCUGCAGGACAUCCCCAAAGGUGUGGAGCUCACCUUUAACUACAACCUGGAGUGUCUGGGGAACGGGAAGACAGUGUGUAAAUGUGGAGCUCCCAACUGCAGUGGCUUCCUGGGCGUGCGACCCAAGAACCAGCUGUCUGCCGACAAGCUGAAGAUGAAGGAGGGGAAGAAGAAGGCUCAGGUGAAGAGGAAGAGCAAGCUGGAGGUGACGAAGGAGCGAGAGGACGAGUGUUUCAGCUGCGGCGACGGAGGACAGAUCGUGUCCUGUAAGAAGCCCGGCUGUCCCAAGGUCUACCACGCUGACUGCCUCAACCUCUCCAAGAGACCAGCAGGUCGCUGGGAGUGCCCCUGGCACCAGUGUGACGAGUGCGGAGGCGAGGCGGCGUCCUUCUGCGAGAUGUGUCCCAACUCCUUCUGCCAGGAGCACCGUGAGGGCAUGCUGUUCAUCUCCAAGCUGGACGGACGCCUCUCCUGCAGCGAGCACGACCCCUGCGGCCCGGAGCCCCUGGAGCCGGGGGAGAUCCGGGAGUACGUACCCAGCAUGACCUCUCUCAGGCCUGGGGGCAUGGGUCUGCCGGCCCCCCACCCUCUGGUUCCUCCCAGAGCCCUGGCUGGAUCCUCCUCCGCGGCCCCCCCCUCCACUGCGGCCCUGCCACCCUCCGAUCUCCAACCCACCACUGAACGGCUCUUCAUCAACACCUCUACCGCCAAGAUCCCCCCCCCCACCUCGGCACCCAGCCUCGGCCUCUACAGUGACCUGUCUUACAGCGCGGAAGGCAACCUCCACACCUCUCCCUCCUCCUUCAAGGAGGAGGAGGAAGAGGAGGAUGCGGGAGAGGAGGACGAGGAGGAGCAGGAUGCAGGGGAGGACGAGGAGGAGCAGGAUGCAGGGGAGGACGAGGAGGAGCAGGAUGCAGGGGAGGACGAGGAGGAGGAAGAUGGUGACCUGGAGGAUGGGGAGGUGGAUGGGUUGGACUUUGGGGAGGUCGAGGGGGAUGGGGAUGAGGAGGUAGAGGGGGAUGAGGAGCUGUUCCCAGGUCGCAUCUGUCAAAAGAAUGCCCUUCUGUUUGUCUGA
Messenger RNA from Osmerus eperlanus (European smelt), 7329 nucleotides. It is a transcript of the gene nsd1a, whose product is annotated as nuclear receptor binding SET domain protein 1a. Gene Ontology annotation, molecular function: histone methyltransferase activity; protein binding. The coding region runs from base 829 to 7329 and encodes 2166 amino acids. The record is from RefSeq and is a predicted model, not a curated record. Lineage: Eukaryota; Metazoa; Chordata; Actinopteri; Osmeriformes; Osmeridae. Gene Ontology annotation, cellular component: nucleus. The transcript has 24 exons.